Cannabis sativa is the source of this 1849-nucleotide messenger RNA. RefSeq names its product S-adenosyl-L-methionine-dependent uroporphyrinogen III methyltransferase, chloroplastic. The coding region runs from base 215 to 1372 and encodes 385 amino acids. The transcript is spliced from 5 exons. The record is from RefSeq and is a predicted model, not a curated record. Gene Ontology annotation, molecular function: uroporphyrin-III C-methyltransferase activity. Gene Ontology annotation, biological process: siroheme biosynthetic process. NCBI's taxonomy places the organism in Eukaryota, Viridiplantae, Streptophyta, Magnoliopsida, Rosales, Cannabaceae.
AGACAAAAGAAGGAUUGUCCGUUGUCCCCCUCGAAGCCCAAAAAGGUACUCCACCUCCUCAUCCCUCCCAAGAGACUCACCCAACUCCAACACUCCUCUUCCACUUACGUCUCUCUCUCUCUCUCUCUCUCUCUCUGUAUAUAUACAUUACACAUAUAGCAUUUACAGACCCCCCCAAAUCACAAGACUAAGUGCCACCAAUUGACUCUCAUCUAUGGCUCUCGUCAACAGGCUUCAAUCUCUCUCAUCCUCUUUCUCUUCUACCCAUUUCAGAAGCCACCGCACACCCUCAAAUCUCCAACCCAUUUGCUCUCUACACUACAAUUCCUCUUCUUCUUCUUCGCCAUUUACAGAAAAGCACUCCGUUCAGAGAUACCAACGAGAUCAAUGGGUUUACAAUCACCAACUCCAACUGCACGACGACCAAACUACUUCUUCCUCUUCCUCGUCUUCGUGCUGCUCAGUCAUUCCUGAUUUCGAUUCUUCGGCGAGGGAAAACGACAUCGCUUUGCAGCUACCGGAGCUGAAGAAGCUGCUUCUAGUGCUUAAAGAGAAGAGGAAAAGUGAAAGAGGCAGUGGCAGUGGCAGGGGCGAUUUUGGGCCCGGGAAUGUGUUCUUGGUGGGCACUGGUCCUGGGGAUCCUGACCUCUUGACCUUGAAGGCUGUCAAAGCCAUUCAGAACGCUGAUUUGUUGUUGUAUGAUCGAUUAGUGUCUAAUGAUGUUUUGGAUUUGGUUGGUGCUAAUGCUAAACUUCUCUAUGUUGGAAAGACUGCUGGCUACCAUAGCCGGACACAGGAGGAGAUACAUGAAUUGCUGUUGAGUUUUGCUGAAGCAGGUGCAAAUGUUGUCAGACUUAAAGGAGGGGAUCCUCUGGUUUUUGGGAGGGGUGGAGAGGAAAUGGACUUUCUGCAACAACAAGGAAUUCAAGUGAAAGUAAUUCCAGGUAUCACUGCUGCUUCAGGAAUAGCAGCGGAGCUGGGAAUUCCAUUGACUCACCGAGGUGUUGCAACUAGUGUCAGGUUUCUCACAGGGCACUCAAGAAAGGGAGGAACGGAUCCUCUCUUUGUAGCGGAGAAUGCAGCUGACCCUGAUACAACCCUGGUGGUAUAUAUGGGAUUGUCAACUCUCCCAUCACUCGCCGUAAAGUUGAUGCAACAUGGUCUGCCAUCAACGACACCAGCUGUAGCAGUUGAAAGAGGGACCACACCUCAGCAGCGUAUGGUUUUUGCUGAGUUAAAGGAUCUGGCUGAUGAGAUUUCGUCAGUAGCUUUGGUAUCUCCCACAUUGAUUAUCAUUGGAAGAGUGGUUGCCCUUUCCUCAUAUUGGCCACAUUCUGUAGAAGAAACAUCCUCCUUGGUAGAGGCGAAAUAAACAUUUUCUUUUAUGAAUUUGAGGAUAUAUCCUGAUAUCUUUCUAGCCAGAAGCUGGGUUUAUGCAUAUUCAAACUCUGGUAAUUCUUGCCCCAGAUGGAUUUGGUUUACUCCCAGUGAAGAAUUAUAGAUGUUCUAUUAGCUCUGCUGCGAAGAGAUGGAGAGGCGGCAGAGAGAAGAAAUUGUUGGGAUGGUAAUGGAAUAAAAUUUCGGAGUAAAAUAAAUUGUAUGUUGACUGAGUUAGGAGUUACUGAGACUGGGCCUUGACACUACCACAUGAAUUUCAGUAAGAAGAAUAAAUGCUUUGUACUUUAGAAUGAAGCAUAGGUUCAUUGCUGACAACCAACUAAAUGCAGGCAUUUUUUCUUUCAAUUCUUUUUUCUUCAUUGGAAUUUCUGAUUGUCAGAUAGGAAAUUUUUUUUGUAAUGAGCAUUUUUAAUUUAUUUGACUCAAAUUUAAUUCUUUUAGUGUUAUAAAA